CAAAAUGCUCCUCAAAUCCCUUCUCACAACAAUCACCCUCCUCGGCCUCACCACAGCCACCGCGAUUCCCUCCAUCAACAACGACAACGCAAACGACGAAAAAGACCUCUUCAUCCGCGCCUCAAACGCAGACCUCACCACCCGCGCCGACGUUAAACCACCCCCCAACUCCGUCUGCGGCUACGAGGAGAUCCCCGCAACCAACAAAUGGGUCGUCUGGGCCCCCAAGGACUCCCUCGAUCUCAACAAGCAAUGCGGCAAAAAGUAUCUGAAGAAGCUGCGCGGCCGCUGCGGCAUCAUCACGACGUGGAAGUGCAAGCACCUCGACAGCGACGGCAACCACGUCGACAGCCACGACGGGCAUGACAAUGUGUACGGGGCUCUGAUGACAUUUUACACGAGCGUGUUCUGCAACUCCGAGGAUGUCAUGGCUGCUAUGGGCGCUGCGUCUGCCACUAAUGACCGGCCUGAUAAGUGUGUGGAGCCGCCGGUUUGGAGUCUUCCCCCUUAUCAUUGAUUGGGGAGUUGGGGGAGCUGUUGUUUUGGGGGAUAGCUGUUUCUCUACGAUUGGGUCGGAGAGAGGAGGGACGGAGAUACUGUCGGGAUAGAUAUAUCAUCUAUGAUAUGGUAGUGUAGCUCAAGGUACAGUCGACAUCAAGAACACUGCAUCUUGC
Aspergillus candidus is the source of this 674-nucleotide messenger RNA. RefSeq lists its product as uncharacterized. The transcript is spliced from 2 exons. Lineage: Eukaryota; Fungi; Ascomycota; Eurotiomycetes; Eurotiales; Aspergillaceae. The coding region runs from base 5 to 517 and encodes 170 amino acids. The record is from RefSeq and is a predicted model, not a curated record.